Molecule: messenger RNA, 2694 nt
Organism: Fusarium poae
Lineage: Eukaryota; Fungi; Ascomycota; Sordariomycetes; Hypocreales; Nectriaceae
Exons: 6
Coding region: 1-2694 (897 amino acids)
Biological process (GO): DNA-templated transcription; regulation of DNA-templated transcription
Molecular function (GO): DNA-binding transcription factor activity, RNA polymerase II-specific; DNA binding; zinc ion binding
Source: RefSeq, a predicted model, not a curated record
AUGUCUAAUCCCUUACCCUCAUCCUCUUCAACAAACCCUCCCCCAUCGAACCCUUCAACGGACACUUCAAGCAUCACAACAUCCGCUCCUAAUCCUGAAAAGGGGCAUCAACUCUACGUUUGUGGCCAUUGUGGUAGACGCUACUCAAGACCAGAACAUCUCCAGCGUCAUGUCCAAACCCACACUCUGGGCCGUCGCUUUGCUUGUGGGAUCUGUGGGAAGACGUUUGCUCGUGCUGAUUUGAAGAAACGUCAUGAGGCAAACCACGAGAAUGACGACUCCAAAAAGAGACGACGCACUACCACUGCUCUCAACUCUGGACGAGUCACCCAUGCUUGCAAGGCUUGUGCUGCUGCGAGGGUCAAGUGUCAAGAGGAGAAGCCUUGUCAGCGAUGCACUCGUCGCGGGUUGACUUGCGUUUCGUCAGAGGCAGGUACUGCAGCAGCCAUGAACCUGGUUCAUUUAUCUGCCAGCGCGCGAUCUCAGAAUGAUGAAGAGUACGAUAACGGUGGCCCCAGCAGUGGCCCUGUUCCAACACCCUUUCCUGUUGAUCAACCCUCUUUGUAUGGACAAUCCGUCCAAUUGCAAUCUCAACCCCAAUCUAGAUCAGGUACUCCUAAUACAGGCGACCUCAACAUAUCCGAAGCUAGCUCUUUCCAACAACCCGACGCAGACCAGCUCCCCUUUUGCGACUUUCUACGAGAUGUCUUGUAUGAGCAGCAGUACGAUCAACCAGCCAGAAUGCCAGAUAACCAAGGCCUCGACGUUCUGGAUUUUUGCAACGAUACCAACAUGGAACUUUCAGACAUGGACUUUGGUUUGUUGGAUCACUGGAACGCAGGCGGGACCGGCAUGGACAACAUGACCACAAUGCCAGUACAGACGGACACACCCAGAUCAGACAACUCUACUGACUUGGCGCACGCGCAUAUACGACAGAAUCUCGUCACUGCCUGGGAUGUAUCCCCUUGGCGAUGGGACCCGGUGGCAAAGGAUAAUGCAUUCGGCGAACAAGGAAAUCUUCCAGUGUCGACAAAGGAUGUGGCGUCUUUUCAAGCCGAGGCUUCUAAAGGAGGUCUCAGACGGGUCGUUGACCAGAGGCUGGACUUUGCUGCUCGUGAUGGUGUCCUGGCACUUGUUCUCGGAUCUUGCCAACCGGAAGCCAUGUCAAGUCGUAUUUCAGGGUCCUUUCCUUCAGCAGAUCUCCUGGAUACCAUGCUGCAUGUGUUCCUCAACUCGCAUACCAACCAGGUAUCCGAAUACAUCCAUUUCCCCACUUUCAAGCUCAACGAGCAGGAGCCUGAGUGGAUUGCUGGAGCCGCAGCAGCUGGUGCUGUGCUAACUCCUAUACCGACACUACGAAAGUUUGGCUAUGCUCUUCAAGAAGCUAUCCGAAUUGUUAUGCCUAAACGAUUCGAGGAAAACAACGAAUCGAUCCUGAACAUAGGCCUGAUACAAGCUAUCGUUAUCGGCCAAGACACUGGCGUUUGGAGUGGAAAUCGACGCAAGAUGGAGAUUGCCGAAUGCCAUAUCAACAUUCCCACCACGAUGAUGCGAUACCGUGGAAAGUUUCAACGGUCUACAUACCCCAUGCUUUCGGUAACUGCAGACGACGAGGGCGCCAAUCUUGAACAGAAAUGGAGAACUUGGGUUGAUAUGGAGAAAUGGAAACGUUUCGUCUUCCACCUCUUCCUACGUGAUAGUCAGCAGUCAAUGACAGCCUUGACCAACCCCGUCAUGUCAUAUGCUGAACUGACACUUCCCCUGCCCGCAUCCAAGGAACUCUGGUACGCCAAAACAGCCAGAGACUGGAAGCAUGCAUACUUGAGACGAGAAGAUGGGCAUGUUAAGCGAGCCCCUUCAGUUGGCGAUCUAUUCCGCAAUCUGAACCUUCUUGCAGAAAACCGACACAGACUGGAUGUGCAGCUUUCGGCAGCAAUCUAUCUCCAAGCCUAUUGGCUUCUGAUAUUGGAGUAUAGAAACCUGUGUUCAUCAUACAGGAUACGAUCCUACACCCAGGAUCCUUACGGAAACACCAAUUCGUUGCUAGACGCACGUCGGCACCAGCUAUUACAAGAUCUCCAGACUUUCAAGAUUACAACCAUGAACUGGCCUGAAAUCACAGCACAGGAGCGGCUUCUGCUCAAUCAACUUAUGAUGGCAUUGCAUAUAUCUACAGACGAUCUCCAGCUCUUCGCGGGCAAGGAGGGGGACGAACAAGCACAUCGAGCAUUUCACGUACUCCAGCAAUGGGUCGAAAGUGUUGAUUCUCGAGCAGCUAUAUGGCACGCCGGUCAAGUUCUCCGGUUCGCCAAGCUUUUCCCAUCAGCACAGUUGAAAAACUUUUACGCUGUUGGAGUACACCAUGCAGCGCUUGCCAUCUGGACAUACGGCGUAAUCAAGAAGGCGGGAAGUAAACAAGAUGUGUCUUCUCAAUAUGAGAAGAUUUAUAUAGACGGACCAGAAUCCCCGAGUAUACAGAGGUACAUCAACACGGGGCAGGGACUUCCUGUUUUUCGAGGACCAAACAGUCGCAACGGGGUAUCUGAAGCGACAAUGGAGAACCCCAAAGCAGGCAUGGAGGCCAUACACGAGAUUCUCCAGGCUAACUUUGGCGGCGCAAAUAGAAUGGCGCCUGCAAUUGUGGAAAAUUUGUGUAUCUUGAUACGACAGCUCGGCAAUGUUGCUAUCUAA